AGCACGUUAAAAAAUAAAUCCAUAAAUUUCAUCUCUUCUGCUGGAAUUAUGAUUCGUUUCCCUUUUUCAAGCCAGCGUACACCCUCACUCCAGCGAAACUAACUGGCAUUUUUCUUAAAACCUUUCCAGGCAUAAGAACGUUAAGUAGUGCAAGUAACAGCAUAAGUUCACCGUUCAUAUAAUUGUUUAAGUGUAUCCUAAAUGAAAGUUACGCUUUUUCUGGGAAAGAGCUUGUUUGUGAAAUAAUGUCUGGAAUUUUAAUGUAGAGUUAUAGUUUAAUAUAAGAUUUACAAUGGAUAAUCAACCGCCCGGUGCUCCGCGUCAGCAUUUUGAAAAUCUAGUGAGAGAUCGUCGACAUAAUACGCCAAUGGAUUUUAUUCAUUUGAACCUUCCAAGUUGUUGUCUUCAGCGGCUAUGCCCAAGAAAUGACGGGGUGUUCCUUGCAGUUACUCGAAAAGGAUAUCACUUAAUCUUGGAUGUGCAUCAAUUCCGGCCAAACGAAUUAUCAGUGAAAACCAUUGGCAAUGAAAUCGUAUUUGAAGCCAGGCAUGGACAACGUAAUGAGGACAAUGGAUUGGCUACGAGGAACAUCACCCGACGCUUCUUCCUCCCAUCAGGUUACAAUCCUUUGUCCGUUGUAUGUACACUCGAUCUUGAUGGAGUACUAAAUAUCACAGCGCCUGCACCGGGACGAAGUGCUCAUGAAGAACGUCAGGUCGAAAUCCACUUCACUACAAAACGGCGUCCCCGUCCACCCGGCCGAAAUAAUCGUCCCCGGCACGGGGGACCAAAUUAGAUGCCAUCAUGGCAUCUUAAGAAAUUCAGAAAAGCAUCAUUUUCAAUCCUUGUAAUUUCGGUCUGUUGAUUUUAAUUUGUAGAGGAAACUAAUAAAUUAUUCAAAUGAU
Molecule: messenger RNA, 905 nt
Organism: Hermetia illucens (black soldier fly)
Lineage: Eukaryota; Metazoa; Arthropoda; Insecta; Diptera; Stratiomyidae
Product: heat shock protein 27-like
Exons: 1
Coding region: 293-796 (167 amino acids)
Biological process (GO): response to heat; protein refolding
Molecular function (GO): protein folding chaperone
Source: RefSeq, a predicted model, not a curated record